Molecule: messenger RNA, 1315 nt
Organism: Juglans microcarpa x Juglans regia
Lineage: Eukaryota; Viridiplantae; Streptophyta; Magnoliopsida; Fagales; Juglandaceae
Product: FCS-Like Zinc finger 14-like
Exons: 3
Coding region: 297-1058 (253 amino acids)
Source: RefSeq, a predicted model, not a curated record
AAACAAUUAUUAGAGACCAGAGGCGAGCUGAAAGCUGGUCUCUCUCUCUCUCUCUCUCUCUCAAUUUAGCAAAAAACCAGACCCUUUGCUUGCUUCUACAUCACUCAUCUGAAUUGAGCUGCAGUAUCUCUCUCUUUCUGAUGAAAUCUGUGCAAUAUGUUAAUGUUUCCUAAACGUGAAAAGACUCAGAACUCUGCCACUUCUCAUCUUCUUUCGCAGAAGUUUCUUUAAGCUCAAGUUUUCCUGAGCAAAAGGAUUGAAUUUUGGGGAAUACCAAGCUGUAAUUUCCCCAGAAAAUGGAUAAUUUACCAGGAAAAAAGAGACCCACCAUCAAUCUUUCCCUUUUCACCACUCUCUCAGAGUCGUUUGCCGUAGAUAAGUCUCCAAAUCCCUCCAAAUCUCCUAGGAUAUUCCAGGGGGGCGUGGUUGGGCUUGGCAUAGUGGCUGCCAUGACCGAUUUGAGCCCGAAAGCUCCGGAUAAUUUUGCGGUGGUGUCGCCGAGAUCGACACCGAUCCCAAUCGUGUCGUCUGCGAAGGCAGCUGCCAACUUCAGAGGUCCACGGAAUGAUGGGGAGAGAGGUGGGGACGUGGAUGAGAUGUCUGAGAGCUACACUUGCGUGAUAUCGCAUUUGGGGAGCAAUUUUGUUGAGAAACGCAUGUAUUUCGAUGAUAAGCUUGAUGCGGUUGUUGGUGAUUGUUGCGGUGCUACUUGUGUGGUGAGUGAUCGUGGGGUAAGAAUGUUCUCUGCUUCUCCCGUGAAUGUUGAUGAGUUCGAGAGGGAAUUCUGGACUGCUGAUUUUCUUAGUACUUGUUAUCUUUGCAAGAAACAGCUCCAUGGUCUGGACAUAUUCAUGUACAGAUUCUGCAGUCCCCAUGGCUGUGAUGCUGCUAUAGAAAGGGGAGAAAAAGCAUUUUGCAGUGCCGAGUGCCGUGACAAACACAUUAGAAGUGACGAUUACAAAGAGAAGCGUGGAUCUGGAGCACUGAAGCCACUUGAUUGUUCUGUGUCUCCCUGCUCCGGUCCACGGGUGUUUUUUACUGUGGUUGCUGCGGCAUGAACACACUUGUGAAACUUACGUACGUAAAUAAAAUGAAAGUGAAGGAGGACAUGAUCAAAGGGUAUCCCAAUAAACUGUUUUCACCGGCUCGAUAAGCAGUAGAUAUAAUUUGAGAGGGUUUAAGCAAGUAGUAUCUAUAUCCCAGAUUGCAAGAAAAUUAUAUGAGAUGGGAGAUAUUUUGAUGAGAGAAUGGAAAUUUGUUUGAACCCAACAGAGGAAAACAUAUAUAGAAUAUUAUACUAAUCAUUGUAUUAUAC